AUGCUGACGCGUCUGUUCCGUAUGCAUGGCCUCCUGGUGGCCUCCCACCCAUGGGAGGUGAUCGUUGGCACCGUCACCCUCACCAUCUGUAUGAUGUCCAUGAACAUGUUCACCGGCAAUGACCAGAUCUGUGGCUGGAACUUUGACUGCCCCAAAACAGAGGAGCAAAUUCUGAGCAGCGAUAUCAUCAUCCUGACCAUCACACGCUGCAUCGCCAUUGUCUACAUUUACUUCCAGUUCCAGAACCUGCGACAGCUCGGAUCUAAGUAUAUUCUAGGUAUUGCUGGCCUUUUCACCAUAUUCUCCAGCUUCGUAUUCAGCACAGUGGUUAUUCACUUUCUUGACAAAGAGCUCACUGGCCUCAAUGAGGCUUUGCCCUUCUUCCUGCUCCUCAUCGACCUCUCCAAAGCAUGUGCUCUCGCUAAGUUCGCCUUGAGCUCCAACUCUCAGGAUGAAGUGAGGGACAACAUUGCUCGUGGCAUGGCAGUUCUAGGACCUACCUUCACUCUGGAUGCUGUUGUGGAGUGCUUAGUGAUCGGGGUGGGAACCAUGUCAGGUGUCCGCCAGUUGGAGAUCAUGUGCUGUUUUGGCUGUAUGUCUGUCCUAGCCAACUACUUUGUCUUCAUGACCUUCUUCCCUGCAUGUGUCUCACUGGUGCUGGAGCUGUCCAGAGAGAGUCAAGAGGGCCAUCCUAUCUGGCAGCUGAGCCACUUCUCCAGAGUGAUGGAGGAAGAGGAGGACAACAAACCGAACCCCGUUACCCAGCGAGUCAAGAUGAUCAUGUCCCUGGGUCUGGUUAUGGUUCACGCACACAGCCGGUGGAUCGCUGAGCCCUUGUCCAUCAACACCACAGUGGAUGUCUCCCAGGUUGACAUGGGCCUGGACCACCACUCCCCUAGGAGAAUUGACCCAGAGCAGCCUCUGUGGCAGUUCUACCUGGCCAGGAUGAUAACAAUGGACGUAGAGCAGGUGAUCUGUCUGGGCUUGGCCCUGCUGCUGGCCAUCAAGUACAUAUUCUUUGAGCAGGUUGAGAUGGAGUCCACGCUGUCACUGAAGAACCCCAUCACCAUGUCCUCCCCUGCUCUAGCCCACCGACGCCCCCCUGAGGCUUGCUGCAGGAAGGAGCCGCUGGCCCCUCGACCGUUGACACCGGCCCAGAAUGUGGCUGCCCCGGUCCCGCUGAUCAAGGAAGGGAGAGAUGAGGUGAUCCGACCCCUGCCUACACCAGCCGCUGAACCCCAGCCAAAGGGCAUCUUUGUGGUGGGGGAGGAAGCGGAACAGCUCAAGCCUCAGCCCACGCAGAGCAAGCUCCCCACCCAGCCCAGAGAGCUGGACAGAUGUGUGGCCAUCCUCAAAAAUCCAGAGUUGGGUGCUGGUUUCCUGAGCGACGCUGAGGUGAUGAUGCUGGUCAACUCCAAGCACAUCCCUGCCUAUAAGCUGGAGGCCAUGAUGGAGAGACCAGAGAGAGGAGUAGCCAUACGGAGACAGAUGAUAUCUGCCAAGCUGCCCUCCCCCUCUGCACUCUCCUCGCUGCCAUACACUGACUACGACUACUCCAAGGUAAUGGGAACCUGCUGUGAGAAUGUGAUUGGCUACAUGCCGGUGCCGGUGGGCGUGGCUGGACCGCUGCAUUUGGACGGGAAGCAAUUCCAGGUUCCCAUGGCGACCACGGAGGGAUGCCUGGUGGCAAGCACCAACCGCGGUUGUCGAGCAAUCGCUUUGAGUGGUGGUGCCAGCAGUCGUAUUCUGGCCGAUGGCAUGACAAGAGGUCCUGUUGUGAGGCUGCCCUCGGCGUGUCAGGCUGCGGAGGUCAAGGCCUGGCUGGAGAGCACUGAUGGUUUCCAGGCUAUUAAGGAGGUCUUUGACAACACCAGCAGGUUUGCUCGCCUUCAGAAGUUGCUGAUCGCUCUGGCUGGUAGAAACCUCUAUAUCCGCUUCCAUUCCAGGACGGGAGAUGCCAUGGGGAUGAACAUGAUCUCUAAGGGCACGGAGCAGGCUCUCUCCAGGCUCCAGCAGCAGUUCCCAGAGCUGCAGGUCGUGGCUGUCAGUGGAAACUACUGCACUGACAAGAAACCAGCCGCCAUCAACUGGAUCGAGGGCAGGGGCAAGUCCGCUGUCUGUGAAGCCACCAUCCCUGCUAACGUAGUCAGAGAGGUUUUGAAGACGACGACUGAAGCUUUGGUAGCAGUGAACAUCAACAAGAACCUGGUGGGCUCAGCCAUGGCCGGCAGCAUCGGAGGGUACAACGCACAUGCAGCCAACCUGGUGGCAGCAAUCUACAUCGCCUGUGGACAGGAUCCAGCGCAGUCAGUAGGCAGCAGUAACUGCAUCACCCUGAUGGAGGCAUCAGGGCCGACAGGGGAGGACCUGUACAUCAGCUGCACCAUGCCUUCCAUAGAGCUUGGCACCGUUGGGGGGGGCACCAAUCUGCCCCCACAGCAAGCCUGCCUCCAGAUGCUCGGUGUGCAGGGAGCCAGUCAGGACUGUCCAGGGGAAAACGCUCGACAGCUGGCCAGGGUGGUCUGUGCUACGGUGCUGGCCGGCGAGCUGUCACUGAUGGCUGCUCUGGCUGCUGGCCACCUGGUCAAGAGCCACAUGACACACAACAGAUCCAAGGUGAACUUGCAAGAAGCUCCAGGAACAUGCACCAAGAAAGCCUCCUGAGAUCUGUCUCUCCUGUAGUGGGCCUAUGUCACUGGGAGGACCACCAAACACAUUAAAAGAACAAUAUAAAAGGGAUUUUAUCAUUCAUCAUGGAAAACAGACCUCAUUCAUUACCUAUUCCAAGUGCUUUCAAAGAGACUGAAGAGUAUCUUUCUACCAAUCAGUAUGCUGGAAAUGAAGUGGAUCCAUAAUAUUAGUACGUCUGAUAAAUCAAUCAGACCAUUCCAUGGGAGUAUCCUCACUUUUUUUUUUUUGUAUUUUAUGGAGUUGACUCAUGAGCGCGUAAUUAUUGACUUGCAUAUUUUUUCCACAGUCCAGAAUGUUAUUAGUUCAUUGGGAAACAGACAUUUCUAACUAAAAAGAAUAAUUUUGUUGAAAACACACACUUUUUCCAUUCAUGUUUGAAUGCUUUUUCUUGCCAAAUGGAGCAUUCCAAACAGAGGAAUACUCAAACCCAAAUAGUGAAUGUUUCAUCGUCGAAUGUGCAUGGCUGCACGUGGAAAUUUAAGAAAAAUGCUCAGCAUGGAAGAUAUAUAUUUUGAAUACCAGUCAUUGAAGUGAUUAUGCAUUUUUUUUUCAUAAAGGUGCUUUCUGAGGCUAAAAAGCUUAACUUGCAGACCAUGUUUAUCUCCUAUACAGUAUGUGUGAGGCAACACAGAGAAGAUGAGUAAGGAAACAAGGAUGAGUAAGUUUGGUCUCAAGUGUCUGCACUGACAAAGGUGCAACAUUUAUCAUGUUAACAACAAUAAAUCAUUGCCACAUGAAUUCUGAGACGUCAGUAUAAUUACUGUAAACAGAUGACACCAUCAGUGAGAAGACUGGCAGCUUCUGCAUUGUGUUUUGCAUCAGAUCAGAUUUGGAGGGCAAUCUGCUGGAUUGCUUUAUGGCACAAGGUAGGACGACAGUGCUAAAACAGAGUUAAAACUUUUUUUUUUUAAAUUGGCAACAGUUAUGGAAUUGUUUGCCGUGGUCAUUUGGCUGGUACAAAAUAAAAUAGCGGUUGUGGUUAGUUGCUACAGUAACAACACAUGUAAGUUGGGCCGUGAUGUGUGUCACGCAGUUCAACGGCCACAGUUCUUAGCAACGGCAAUGACGCACUUAAAAAUGGCCACCACUCCGACCGUCCUGCCAUGUUGAUUUGACUAAUAAAGUCCAUUCUGCUCUGAUUCAAGUUCUGUGGUUUAUCCUUUCUAGGGAGUAGGAGGCAGGACGGAGCAACAGGGUUUAUGGCAAAUGUGUUCUUUAUUUAUAAGUCAGGUGUAGGAAAUCAGAGUUAGUAACUGCAUCAUUUACAACCCCGUGUGGUUGAGCCACACCAAGUCAGACAAAACAUGGAAGCCACCACAUUUGGAAUUAUGCUUGCUCUGUCCUAGCACUGAAAACUAACAGUUCACUGUUGGAGCAUCACACCACUGCUGUUGCUGUUGUAGAAGUACAUCUGUUCUUUGGAGUAGCCCUGUUGAUUUGUAUCAGAUCUUUUGGGAACUUGGGAUGUAGAAACCUGGCCUAAGGUCUCAACUAAGACUUCCAAGUUGAGAGGGUUGUUUUUCCUUUUUUUUCCCUAGUGGGAGGUUUGGAAAAUUCUGUGUUAUAAUCACACACAACAUACUAAGACCAGUGGCAUGAUAACGGUUACUACCUGUCUGACCAUGAGCUCAUUACAAGCUACUUGACAAUGAUGUGUUCAUGGUUAAAAUGAUACAUGUGGCAUCUUUCAGUGGCUGCAUGCAAAUUGUUAUUGUGUAACUGAUCUCAUGGAUCAUUGCAAAUAAGGUAUGGAAAAAACAUUCUGUAAUUUGUGGUAGGAGUCUCUUACUACUGUACAAGGGGGUGGCAUAUAUGUAAGUAAAAGUAUGAACACUGAAACUGAAUUUUGAAUAUAUUUUGUAAUAAAUACAAAAGAACUUUUCAA
Messenger RNA from Myripristis murdjan (pinecone soldierfish), 4576 nucleotides. RefSeq names its product 3-hydroxy-3-methylglutaryl-CoA reductase a (gene hmgcra). The record is from RefSeq and is a predicted model, not a curated record. Lineage: Eukaryota; Metazoa; Chordata; Actinopteri; Holocentriformes; Holocentridae. The transcript has 19 exons. Gene Ontology annotation, molecular function: protein binding; NADP binding; hydroxymethylglutaryl-CoA reductase (NADPH) activity. Gene Ontology annotation, cellular component: peroxisomal membrane; endoplasmic reticulum membrane. Bases 1 to 2664 code for a protein of 887 amino acids. Gene Ontology annotation, biological process: isoprenoid biosynthetic process; coenzyme A metabolic process; sterol biosynthetic process.